Molecule: messenger RNA, 1398 nt
Organism: Hermetia illucens (black soldier fly)
Lineage: Eukaryota; Metazoa; Arthropoda; Insecta; Diptera; Stratiomyidae
Gene: Mpcp1
Product: phosphate carrier protein, mitochondrial
Exons: 5
Coding region: 167-1261 (364 amino acids)
Biological process (GO): mitochondrial phosphate ion transmembrane transport
Cellular component (GO): mitochondrial inner membrane
Molecular function (GO): phosphate transmembrane transporter activity
Source: RefSeq, a predicted model, not a curated record
AAUUCAAAAAGAUCAGGAUCUAGAGACACCGGAAAGAUAAGUCUAAAUGCGAUCAGUUGCAAUCACUAGCGUGUUCUGAACACCCGACAAUAGUUCCAUAUAUACAUCGCAGGAAGUGCCUAUCGUGUAACUCGGAUCGGUUCAACUCCAAAAGAAAAUUGCAAAGAUGUUGUUCAGUACGCUCUUGGAAGCUGCUCAAAACUCGCCGUUUAAAUCUCCGCUCAGGACUGUGUAUUGCGAAGCAGCGCCCUCACCGGCCACAUCCGAGGAGAGAAGCGUUCUCGUUCAACAACCACAUAUACAAGCUGCCGCUGCUGCUUCAGGAGAUUCCUGUGAAUUUGGCUCACUGCAUUACUUUGCUCUAUGUGGCCUCGGAGGUAUAAUAUCCUGCGGAACAACCCAUACUAUGGUGGUUCCACUCGAUCUGGUGAAAUGUCGUCUGCAAGUUGAUCCCGCAAAAUACAAAAGUGUUUUCAAUGGUUUCCGCGUAACGUUAGCUGAAGAUGGAGUAACCGGGUUGUCUAAGGGUUGGGCACCUACGUUCAUCGGCUAUUCAAUGCAAGGUCUUUGCAAAUUCGGUCUUUACGAAGUUUUUAAAGUAAUGUAUUCGAAUAUGAUUGGUGAGGAAAAUGCUUAUCUGUGGAGGACAUCCUUGUAUUUAGCUGCAUCAGCUUCGGCUGAAUUUUUCGCUGACAUUGCACUAUCGCCAAUGGAAGCCGCAAAAGUGAAAAUCCAAACAACUCCUGGUUUCGCCAAUACCUUGCGUGAAGCAUUGCCUAAAAUGACCCAACAAGAAGGAAUAACAGCAUUUUACAAAGGUCUGGUACCGUUGUGGAUGCGUCAAAUUCCAUAUACGAUGAUGAAAUUCGCCUGUUUCGAAAGGACGUUGGAAUUACUUUACAAAUAUGUUGUUCCAAAACCACGAGCUGAUUGCACCAAAUCAGAGCAACUGGUAGUUACUUUUGCAGCAGGUUAUAUCGCUGGUGUUUUCUGCGCCAUUGUUUCCCAUCCUGCCGAUACAGUCGUAUCAAAACUUAAUCAAGAAAAGGGAGCAAGUGCUUUGGAUGUUGCCAAGAGACUUGGCUGGUCAGGUCUUUGGGGAGGUUUGAUGCCUAGGAUCGUUAUGAUUGGUACAUUAACGGCCGCCCAAUGGUUCAUUUACGAUGCAGUGAAGGUAUGGUUACGUAUGCCGCGUCCACCACCACCAGAAAUGCCAGAGUCGUUGAAGAAGAAGCUAGGAUUACAAACAGGGGGAAACUAAACAGCCUUCUCUUAACUGAUGUAAACUAUGUUUAGAAAAAAAAUACAUAUUUCUGAUAUGCCCCGAACCAUUUCUUAGUUUAUAAUGAAAAGGCUUGUUAUUCUAAAUUUAUAUUAAAAAAAUAUCCUAGUUGCGUU